This is a messenger RNA of Anopheles marshallii, 1368 nucleotides long. RefSeq lists its product as uncharacterized. Bases 1 to 1368 code for a protein of 455 amino acids. Lineage: Eukaryota; Metazoa; Arthropoda; Insecta; Diptera; Culicidae. Gene Ontology annotation, molecular function: protein binding. The transcript has 2 exons. The record is from RefSeq and is a predicted model, not a curated record.
AUGGACAUCGAAGAAACUGUUUGUGUAAUACAGCAACUCCCAUUCGAGAUGCUGUGUAAAAUAUUUGAUUACCUCGAUAUAUGGAGCGUGAAGGAGUGUUCUCGUACAUGUCGACGCUGGCAAAAAACCAUUUUUUCCGAUUAUUACAUUAAACGGUUUCGGUUAUCGGUAAUGAUUCCAGCAGGAUGUGAAACGUUAAAUCUAAUACAAAAAUCAGAUCGCUUGUAUUGUAAUAUGGAUAUUAUGUUAGACUGCAAUUUGAACGAUUCAAAUGUUCACCGUAUUUUCAACGGAAUUUAUAGCGUAUUUUGCUACCCAAGGCUGGAACAGUUGGUUACAUUGAAAAUACGGAUCGUUGAAUAUGAAACUAACAGUAUUAGAAUGAUAAUGAAUGCGAUUGCGGGCAUGAAAGUACUUCGAGAACUGUGCCUUGAAAACUGGGAAAAAUAUGGGAUUGAUGAAAGCAACAUGGACAAUUUGCAAAUUCGUAGCAACUCUAUUCAGCUCCUUGUCUUGGCAGAUAUAAUUCCAACUCUUAUAGAAGCGCCAAAACUUUCGUCACUGCGCAUCACUACGGGACCGUCUGUGUUUAGCAGCCAAAGGCUAGACAUUCUGUACGAGAAACAGCUAUUCUCAUGGCGAAUACCUAGCCUAAAAUCUCUGGAAAUCGAUAAAGUUUCUCUAUCUAGCCUAACCUUUAUUAACAACAUAGAACAUGUACUACGGUUCUUGAACAAUCACGCACAACUGGAAAAAUUAAACCUGAUGAAUGUAAAACUUUCUGGCCUGUUGUUCAAAGCAAUCUGCGAAAAUUGCAUCAAUCUAAGAGAAUUAUCAAUUGAAUCAUUGUAUAUCGUCGAUACCACUACAUUGCAAAAUCUUUCCAAGCUUGCUAAGCUUCGUCACCUUCAAUUGAAGAACAUCACAUGCCUUGAACCUGUAUCGUUUCAAACCGUGAGGUUGCCCAACCUGGAGUCACUGGGAAUCGGAUCUUUCCCACUACACUAUGAAACGUUAGAUGCAUUCAAAUCUAUUAGCAAAAUUACUAUUCUGAGCGUAAACACUUCAACGGAUUUCAUGACCGCCCUUGCUAUUAAAAUACCGAAGCUGAAACAGGUUGAACUACCAAAAUUUUCUUCACAAGCAAUACAAUCAUUGCAAUUGCUCACUAGUGUAGAAGUACUCAUUGUAGCAUUUCCAAUAACAAACUUGAUUCGUCUACGGCCAGGCAUUACUACGAUCAAAGAAAUCCAAUGCCUAGUGAAUUGUACACCUUCGUCCUCUGAUAUUACAAUAUUGCGCACCCUUUAUCCCACAUUACAGCUCAUCACAGCUGGGAAAAACUUUAAAAUCAGGUUCCACAACUGA